Molecule: messenger RNA, 1803 nt
Organism: Oenanthe melanoleuca
Lineage: Eukaryota; Metazoa; Chordata; Aves; Passeriformes; Muscicapidae
Gene: SCNN1D
Product: sodium channel epithelial 1 subunit delta
Exons: 14
Biological process (GO): sodium ion transmembrane transport
Cellular component (GO): membrane
Molecular function (GO): ligand-gated sodium channel activity
Source: RefSeq, a predicted model, not a curated record
GAAGAAGAAGAAGAGGAAGAAGAAGAAGAAGAAGAGGAAGAAGAAGAAGAGAGGCAGGAAGGGCUGAUCGAGUUCUACGGCUCCUUCAAGGAGAUGUUUGAGUUUUUCUGCAAGAACACGACGAUCCACGGCACCACCCGGCUGGUGUGCUCGGGCAGCACGCGGGGGCAGCGCGCGCUCUGGACGCUGCUGCUGCUGGCCAGCUUUGGGAUGCUCUACUGGCAGUUCGGCCUCAUGUUCAGCCAGUUCUGGUCCUACCCCGUGGUUCUCACCAUGUCCAUGCACUCCGAGCCCAAAAUGUUCCCGGCUGUCACCGUCUGCAACCGGGAUCCCUACAGGUUCGAGCAGGUCAGGGAACAUCUGGAGCAGCUGGACAGGAUGGCAGAGGAGGCGCUGAGGUUCCUGUACGGCAGCAGCUUCUCCUCGGGGAACGGGAACAACGGGAACAACAGGAACAACGGGAACAACGGGAACGGGAACCGCAGCAGCUCCGGGUUCCGGCUCAGCCACGACUUCUCCCUGGUCAGGAUGACCCAGAUCAGGGCCGGGAGGAAACGCUCCAGUGUGGGAUUCCAGCUGUGCAAUUCCACCGGCGGCAGUUGCUUCUUGCAGAGCUUUUCCUCGGGGCUGGAGGCGGUGCUGGAGUGGUACCGGUUCCACCACAUGAACAUCGCGGCGCAGCUGCCGCCGGCGCGGAGCGGCCCCGAGCCCGGGGAGCGCCCGCGGGACACGGUUCAGUCCUGCCAGUACGACGGGGAGCCCUGCCGGCCCGGUGAUUUUGUUCACUUCCACCACCCAAUUUUUGGGAGCUGCUACACUUUUAACAGCAAGGGGACAGAUCCCUUCUGGACAGCCACAAAACCAGGAAUUCCUUAUGGGCUGUCGCUGCUGCUGCGGGCCCAGCAGAGGGGGCAGCUGCCGCUGCUGUCGCCCGUGGCCGGGGUGCGGGUGCUGAUCCACCGCCACAACCAGAGCCCGUUCCUGGAGCACGAGGGCUUCGACAUCCGCCCGGGCAUCGCCACCACCAUCGGCAUCCGCCAGGACGAGGUGAACCGCCUGGGCGGCAACUACGGCAGGUGCACCAGGGACGGGGCAGACGUGGCCGUGGAGCUGCUCUACAACAGCUCCUACACCCUGCAGGCCUGCCUGCACUCGUGUUUCCAGCAGCUGAUGCUCCAGCAGUGUGGCUGUGGGUAUUAUUAUUACCCCCUGCCCGCCGGGGCGCGGCCCUGCGACUACAGCCGGCACCCGGGCUGGGGUCACUGUUUUUACCAGCUCUACUCCCAGCUCAGGAAUCACCACCUGAACUGCUUUGAGCAGUGCCCCAAACCCUGCAGGGAAUCUCUCUACAAGGUCUCAGCUGGCACAGCCAAGUGGCCCUCGGCAAAAUCCCAGGACUGGGUGCUCCAGGCCCUGAGGCACCAGAACGGCUUCAACUCCAGCAGCAGCAGGGACAUUGCCAAGGUCACCAUCUUCUACCAGCAGCUCAACUCCCAGGCCGUGCACGAGGCCCCGCUGCUCUCGGAGAACCUGCUGCUGUCCAGCAUGGGCAGCCAGUGGAGCCUGUGGUUCGGCUCCUCGGUGCUGUCGGUGGUGGAGAUGCUGGAGCUGCUCCUGGACGCGCUGGUGCUGUCCCUGCUCUGCUGCCUGCGGAGCCUCCGCCCCGGGAAUUCCCGAAAUUCCCGAAAUUCCCAAAAUCCUGCAGCCCCGGGGAUCCGGGAAUCCUGCAGCCCCGGGAAUUCCCAAAAUCCUGCAGCCCCGGGAAUCCGGGGGGCGGGGUUUGGGGCAGGAGCUCAGAACUGA